Messenger RNA from Morone saxatilis (striped sea-bass), 1778 nucleotides. Its product is annotated as homeobox protein Nkx-2.3-like. NCBI's taxonomy places the organism in Eukaryota, Metazoa, Chordata, Actinopteri, Moronidae. Gene Ontology annotation, molecular function: DNA-binding transcription factor activity, RNA polymerase II-specific; RNA polymerase II cis-regulatory region sequence-specific DNA binding. Gene Ontology annotation, biological process: cell differentiation; regulation of transcription by RNA polymerase II. The record is from RefSeq and is a predicted model, not a curated record. Gene Ontology annotation, cellular component: nucleus.
UCAGAGGAGGCAGAGGCGCUCCUUCGCCCCGGUCCAAACUCCACUUACAAAGCCCGACAUUAUAUCUGUCAGAGAGGAGACCUGCAUGGACAAAACCGGGACAUUACCCAUGUUUUCGUGCGAUUUACGGCGAUGAGGGAUUCCAGAGGCUUAACGCACCUCCAAUUACCAAAGAAAGGGCUAUUAAGCUCAAUUAUUUGUUAGAGAAAGAGUGGAAAAGGAGAAAGGGGUGUGCAUGUUACUCGGUGGGCUUCAUUUCCUCGGUGCUGCAGAGCAGGAGCUGGAUGACAUGAUGCUGCAGAGCCCGCUCACCUCCACGCCGUUUUCUGUCAAGGAUAUCCUCAAGCUGGAGCAGCAGCAGCAGCAGCAGCAGCAGCAGCAGUCCGGGUCCCUGGAGCUCCAGCACCGGGCCCACACUCAGCAGCAGUUGGCCGGGUCUCCUUCCCAGCAGCAGCAUUUCCAAACCCCGCCGUCCUGCAUGCUCGCCGGGGCCCGGGACAGUCCUCCUUUUUCGGACGGAGAGGACAACCUGGCCUACCUCAGCGCGCUGGCGGUGCGGGAGGAGGACCGCGGGGAGACCAGCCUGUCCCCGGACAUGUACGUCCACCCCGGCCUGCAGGGAGCCAAGCUGGAGGCCGCCGAGCUGGACGAGCAGGAGAGCAAGAGCUGUGGUUUGGUGUCCCGGGAGGAGGCAGCGGAGUGCGGGCAGGGCGACCCAGAGCGGCCGGCGCAGAAGCAGAGGAGCCGGCGGAGACCCAGGGUGCUCUUCUCCCAGGCGCAGGUCUUCGAGCUGGAGCGGCGCUAACAGCGCUACCUGUCCGCCCCGCGAGCGGGAGCACCUGCCCGACCACCCUCAGCACACUCACCUCGACCAGGCUGGUUCCAGAACCGCCGCUACAAGUGCAAACGGCAGCGGCAGGACAAGUCUCUGGAGGUGGUGGGACAGCACCACCCUCCUCCGCCCCGGCGCGUCGCCGUGCCGGUGCUGGUCCGAGAUGGGAAGCCGUGUCUGGGCGGUGCGCAGAGCUACGCCGGCGCCGCUGCUCCGUACGGAUCCAACCCGUACAGUUAUAACGGAUACCCAGCGUACACAUACAACAGCCCCGCUUACAACAGCAACUACAGCUGCACGUACACCAGCAUCCCGGCCCUUCCUCCGUCCAGCACCUCCAAUGCCUUCAUGAACAUGAACUUGGGUAACGUGAGCGGCCUCGGCGGCUCCCCACAGGCUCAAACACAUCAAGGGACAGCGGUCACAUCCUGUCAGGGCUCCCUGCAGGGGAUCCGGGCCUGGUAGCCUCACCAGAACAGUACUAGUGUCUCUUUUUUUUAAAUUUUUUUAAUGGAGCUCUUUCAUUUUGGUCAACCCACAAGAGUAUGUUAACUUGGUCAAAACGCCUCAGAAAACCGUAUUGCUUAUAUAAUGGACGUGAGUUUGGAUUCAGCUGCCAGAUGAGAUGAAAUUUCACUCGAUUUUUGCGGCUACUUCAAGUGUAUUAAAACCGAGAUUAGUGUGCGUAAAGUCUGGACGUCACACAGUCACAGCUUGGGUGAAAUUUCAUUUUGUGAUCCAAUAAUUGUUGGUGCUCUAGUUUGGCACUGGUCGGACUGAAGCGCAGACGGGAAAUUACGCACAAGUUUGCGCAUUUCUCCUUAUUUGAACUCAAAAAGAUUAUUGAAUUUUUUUUAAAUGUUUGUUUUUAACAUGGUAUAUUUUUAGGUUAUGGAGAGAUUGCUUCAAAGUGUUUUUUUUUUUGGUUCAACAGAGAAUUGUUUUA